This is a messenger RNA of Frankliniella occidentalis (western flower thrips), 1325 nucleotides long. Its product is annotated as glutathione S-transferase 1-1. Gene Ontology annotation, molecular function: glutathione transferase activity. NCBI's taxonomy places the organism in Eukaryota, Metazoa, Arthropoda, Insecta, Thysanoptera, Thripidae. Bases 136 to 801 code for a protein of 221 amino acids. The record is from RefSeq and is a predicted model, not a curated record. The transcript has 5 exons. Gene Ontology annotation, biological process: glutathione metabolic process.
CCCCUCCUCGACAGUCCAGUCGCUACUCGAGGAGAGAGUGGCUUGGAAGCAUCACAGUCAGCUGACUGCAGUCUUAUCGAAGGUCCAACACCUCAACAGCCGGACGGAAUCGCGCGCAGUUUCCCUGAUUCAACCAUGGCUUCUAUUGUGCUCUACCAUUUCCCCCCGUCUGCACCUUGUCGAUUUGCUCUCAUGACGGCCAGGAUGCUUGGCCUUAACGUGAACAUAAAGCUCGUGAACCUUUUGAAGAAGGAGCAGUAUGAACCAGAAUUUUUGAAGAUCAACCCUCAACACUCUGUACCAACAAUAACCGAUGAUGGAUUUCACUUGUGGGAAAGUCAUGCUAUUUCAACGUAUCUUGUGGGAAAAUAUGGACGAGAGUCAGGCUUGUACCCGCUUGAUUUAAAACUACGGGCUUCAGUAGACCAACAAUUGUACUUUGAUGCUGUUGUUCUUUUCCAGCGAAUCAGAGCACUUUGUGUCCCCUUCAUUUACGGAACAGCAUCAUCGGUUCCUGAUGAUGUAAAGAAAGGCGUAGUGGAUGCGAUUGAUAUACUGGAUACUUCCCUGUCGAACAAAACAUGGUUGGUUGGAGACAAAAUUACACUGGCAGAUAUAGCAAAUGUUGCAACUCUGUGCAAUGCUGAGGUUGUAGGAUAUGACCUCUCAAAACAUAGAAAUGUAGCCGACUGGUUUGAUCGUUGCAAAACUACAAUCAAGGGUUUUGAUGAAAAUCUGAAAGGUGUUGCUGAAUUUGGGGCUCUAGUGCGGGCCAACCAUCCAGCUCCUCUUUUCCCUUAAGUAAAAAGAAAAGCAUCCUGAAAACGAAGAAAUUUAAAGAAAUUGAACAAUCAACUGUGUACACACAAGGAAAAGCAUGGCUGCAGACAUAGACAAGUAGAAACGUGUGUGAACCAGGUCGACUGUGAGCAACAGUGUCCCUGCCUGGUCGACUGUGACAUCAGUGCGUCCGCCAGUUCGAAUGCUGGCAUAGCAGUGUGCCUACCUUGUACUUGGAGGACGCUCCCUGUUAGGUACACCUACUGAUCUGACCUGGCUUCCAGUGAGAGAUGAAAAUUACCAUUUUGCAGGCGGCAAGGACUGAAUGCUUGGCUCCUUUAUUUGGGCCCACUUGACGCCUAGAUCUGAAAGGGAGAAAGUGGAUUUCUACCAACAUACCUCGAGGGUGCCUGGUACGCACACUGCUGCUGUACAGUUGAGCUACGAACGGCACUCAGUUCCUUGGGUGUGCCCGAAGGCUCUUACUUGUGGGACACUCAUGGCCAAUUUGUUAUUUCUCUGAAGUAAAUUUGAUAUUUAAAGAA